Messenger RNA from Petromyzon marinus (sea lamprey), 2009 nucleotides. The record is from RefSeq and is a predicted model, not a curated record. NCBI's taxonomy places the organism in Eukaryota, Metazoa, Chordata, Hyperoartia, Petromyzontiformes, Petromyzontidae.
AGCUUAGCCAGAUGGACUGGUUGCUCAGUUCUCUGGGUGUGGUUGCCUUUGGGAGGAAACCGGAUCACGCAGAGAAAUGUGAAACGUUUAAUGUUAAACACUGGCUAUGUGAGGUCCACUUGCAGUGUGUGCAUUUUGAAGUUAAGCGGGGCAUAAUGGUCAUCAGAUUUCACUGCCAAAGGAGAACAUUUACUUGGAACAAGAGUUGAAGAAAAUAAAUAAAGUGAAGGCUAAGUAUUUUGGAGGUUUUUGGAGCUUCCUCCACUGGCUGGUGUUAGUGCUGCUGCUGUCCCUGGUGGGACUCCACGUGGCCCUCAUACUGAAACCGAGCUGGAACGUCGCCCAGAGAUAUGACCACUUGGUUGCCAUCACCAUAAUUCCACUGUGGCUCCACAACAUGAAGCACCUACGCCCUUUCAAGAUCGUGGGCCCGUUGAUUAUCAUCCUGGGAAAAAUGGCUGUUUACAUCCUCAAGGCAUUCUUCCUGUUUGGACAGUUUUUCCUCGCGUUUUUCUUCUCGUUUUGGCUGAUAUUUGGCAAUAAAGACGUGGCGUCGUUCAAGACUGUUCCGGCGACCCUCUUCACCAUGUUCCGCAUCAGCGUCGUGGACAUGGACGAGUACGAGGCCAUGCACAAGCGCGACUUCACGAUGCUCUACAUCCUGGUCGCCUCCUUCCUGAGCAUCACCAACAUCUUCGUCCACAACGCCAUUCUAAUCGCCAUGCUCAAUCAGGCCUACAAGCGCGUGUCACUGAACCCCGUGGGCAAUGAGUACAUGCAGCGAGUCAUCCUGCUGCUCUCCCUGGAGAAGAACCCACUCUUCAGAAGCAGGCGCGAAGGGACACGCGACUACAUCCAGCGCUGCGCACGUUUUGAGUGCUCCUACGGGGCGGGCGACGAGGGGCCCGGCAGUGACGGCUGUGGUGGUGGCAGAGACGCGGCGCAGUUGGAGUAUGGCAGAGUCUCGCUCAAAAUCGAGGCUACGCUGGAGGGGAUGGUAUCGUCCCUGAUGAAUAGAAGUCUGACUAAGAGUGAGAAUGAAGGGAUCAGCACACCUCUUUCCUCUGCCGACGUCACCCAUGACACACAAGGGGCGCCCCCCGUGUGGCGGGACGCGCUGCCGGGAAUCGAGUCGGUGCCGUCGACGCUGUGCCGCCUGCGGGAGGAGGCUCGGGCACUGUGCUUGGAGCGGCGUGCGGCGGCUCGGGGCACCCUGGAGGAGGCGCGGGAGCUGCGGGGCCGCCUGCAGGCGCUCGUGGACAAGAGGCCGAGCCGAGGACGGCGCCGUCGCCAGCUGGGAAGGGAAACGGCAGCGCAAUUGUGAAUGUAACGUGAGUGGAGGGGGAAGGUCUUCAGGAGCGGAGUACGCUAAUCGGACAAGAGCUCAAGCAAUUAUUCUAACCAUGGUAGCCAACCGCAGGUUAUCCAUGCACAUAACCCUGACCACACUAGCCUACGGGACCCAAGCCUUACCCCUAACCUUACCCACUUGAGCCAGGAAUUAACCUUACCCAUAAGACUAUCCCGACAACUAAUUACCAACUCGUCAUACAUAUAACCCUAACCACAUAAGCCAAAAAGAGCCUAUCCCUAAACAUACUGUUCAAUCAAACCCUAUCCCUACCUCAAACCUUAACGAUUAGCCAACCAGACUAUAGCCCAACCACUUACCCUAACCAGUCACCAAUCCUAUCCCAAACUCUGGUACCUUCCACGUAGCCAUAAUCAUUUCUGUCAUCCUAAGCGAUUUAACAAUUUAGAAAUUAGAAUCGGCUACACUUCGUAACGUUGGAUAGACACAUAAUUGUGAGAAAUUAACAGCAGCACGCCAGUGGAGAAACUCACCUACGCCAAAGGAACUUGACACAUUUCUAUAAUUGGUUAAGGGCUGCGAAUGGUGGGACGCGUCACCCCAGUGCUCACAAGUUAAGAUUCUUUGACAAUGAUGCAAGUAUUGCCUUGUGGGCAGCUUGGCUUAGCGUGGUUAUAUUCCUCAGCUUCGUAAUUAA